AUGGAUACAUCGCGAGAGCAAUCGCCCGUCGAUGAUGCCCGGGAAGAAAAAGCCCAUAUAUAUAGACACGAAGAGCCACCGCUUGAUGAGCAGCAGCAGCAGCAGUUGAGCAAACGACAACACCAACAUUUGCUAGAGAUGCAACAUGGAAAGCAGCAGCAAGACCACCAAAAACGAGUACUUACAGCUAUGCCACAUUUUGUGGUCGAGGAAGAAACGCAAGGUGUUACUUCGGCUUCUGCUUCAGAUGUUGCUUACGAGGCUGAUGUCGAUGAUGUCGAUAUGUCAAGUGUUACUGAUAAUCACAAGCAUGCCAGAGGGGCGGCCGAAGCUACAAUGCAGGCGACAGAGGCAGCAUUGAGCACGCUGCAGCCGCGCCAAACCGAACGUCAACAUAUUUAUGAGCUUUUUCAACCUUGGGCAUUGAAGAAUUACGGCGAUCAAGCGAAGACCAAAACCAUUACUUUACGUAAGAAAACGCGCAUCUUGAAGGCGUUGGAGGGUAAGGAGCACAGUCGACCGGACAGUUCGAAGUUUCGUUUCUGGGUGAAAACUAAAGCUUUUACCACCAAACGUCCGGCUGACUUCGAAGAAGCUGCUGGUGGUCAUCGGGAAUUAGAACCACUCCCUCCAAACGCUGUGCUCUCGGAUAAUCCCAGUCUAGUCGAUUUGUUUGUAGCCUCAACCACAAAGGAUCUGGGUAAACGCACCUAUCGCAAGGUAGCCGUUGUAGAGGAAUUCUUCGAUAUUAUAUACAACGUGCAUAUGGAAUUGGGAGGACGCAGUGGCAUGCACGCUGGACAGAAGCGCACAUAUCGCAUAAUCACCGAAACGUAUGCUUUCUUGCCGCGCGAGGCUGUCACUCGCUUCCUAUCCAUAUGUCCGGAGUGUAAGAAGAAUUUACGCGCAACUUCACCGGACAUUCACACCAUCCACCCGCUCGAGGAGGGUGGCAACGAAAGCUCAUCGGAAGUGGAGGGACUCAACUACUCUUCGCAUACAGAAAGCUCUAUGGAAGCAGGACCUACAAAAGCUGGUCUCACAACAGCAUCGAGUAUCGCAGUAACCAGCACAAGCCACGCAUUGAAAGCUUCUACAGCUAGCACCGUUGCGAUGCCUAUGAAGCGUCGCUAUUCUCAGCUAGAUGAAGCUACAGAUUUUACUAAAUUUACGCCAGCGUCGCAAUCGAUUGCACGCGCUUUGCUAACGGCGCCGGCACGGCAGCGUACUGCUCCACCAACGUCACUUCCCCGAUCCAGCUCAACAGACGUAGCUGUGGCCGUUGCUCCACCAACUAUCACCAUCGAUUUGGUGUCCGAGUCCACUUCACCUUUGCCGUCGCCAUUACCGAUAGUCGCCAAACCGAAAAUACGUAUAAAUCCGCAGCUGCAGCGCCCAUUGACUCCGCCUCCUCCGGUGUGCGCACCAUCAGCCUCACCGCUGGUGGUGCGUGAACCGGUUACGCAUGCGCCGCCUUCUUUGUUCGGCUAUCAUCCCCUUGGUUUCGAUAUGAAUUUCUUAAAGACACACGAGAGCUUCUUUCGUUAUUACGAAAUGAUGCGUCGUUUCUAUGCCGGCGGCUUUCCUAUGCCAUCGGCGUCACUGGCCGCUGAGUUUAGUGACGCUGAAAUGAUAGCCAUGCAGCGUGCGGUAGCUUCAGCGGGUGUCGGUUCAUUGACGGCAGGUGGUAGCGGUGCAACAGCCACUGGUUAUGCAAAACCGUCUUCGGCUAAACAGGAGCGUGCACCAACUGGCCCACUCUCGGCCGUUCGCACUGAGGAGCGCGUUGAAAGUGCAGAGCCGUUCGUGAAGAAGUUCAAAAGCUCACCAGAAAGUGAGAAAAGUUUCAGAACGCGCACUUACACUACUGAGCGUACGACUUGUGAAGUAGCUCAGUUAGAGCCGCAGCACGCUUCAGCUUCCCACAUCGCUACCACCACCACUACGGCUGCUGCUGCGUCUGCUGUUGAGCUGGAAAUGGGUGUUGAAGAGGCUACGCUGCCUCUGUCAAAUUCACCACCUCCCACACAGCAUAGUGCAAUUAAUCUUUCAACAUCUUCUACUUACAGGUCUACGCGCACGAAUGGUUCAUCAACAUCCCAUGCCAAAUCUCUAGCCACAUUGACACCGUUAAUCAUACCAACAACACCACUAACGUUAUCAUCGUCAGAGCUCUCACAACUUAUCACAUCCACACCCACUGUUCGCUCUGCGCUCAAAAGCAGUUUGUCAUCGGCGCUCUCAUUUAAGUCCACGGCCGAAGUGAAAGCUUCUUCAUCGAAGUUUGCAACAUCGGCUGGUAUUGGCACGGAUAAUCGGCCAACUACUGCAGCGCGCUUGCCGCCCUUGGAUUUGGAACGCUUGAAACCGAUCACUUCGACAUAUUUGCAAUUGACCCGCAGCAUGGGUUUGAGCGACGAGGAUGCAUUGCGCUUUGACAACUUGGUGAGUAAAGAUUUCAACUAUACACUUUGA
This is a messenger RNA of Anastrepha obliqua, 2475 nucleotides long. RefSeq names its product mucin-2-like. The record is from RefSeq and is a predicted model, not a curated record. The transcript is spliced from 5 exons. NCBI's taxonomy places the organism in Eukaryota, Metazoa, Arthropoda, Insecta, Diptera, Tephritidae. Bases 1 to 2475 code for a protein of 824 amino acids.